AUGCCAGGUAUCUUGAAGAACCCAUCUUUUUCAUCCGCAAGUGGCAGGCCUGGAUCUCCGGAGAAAGACCACUUUCAGAUCUCACCCGCAACCCCGCUCGACCCGAAGGAAGAAAGAGAACUCGUCCUGCAGAACACAAUUCAAAAUGCCGGUCACCGCCGUUCGUCCUCGGCCGCGAGAAGGGCCUCGGCCUCUCGCCGACACUCAUCCGCCGCCGCUGCAAACCAAGGAGACGACGAUCCAGAAAAGAUGCGGUUGAAGUGGGACGAGGCGAACCUUUACCUUGCCGAGCAGGAAUCUGGCGGACGCAUGAAGAUUACCGAGCCGAAGACUCCCUAUCAGUACGGUGAUACCAUGAUGGAAGACGACGACGAAGAGGAUGUGGCUAUCGACCCUCGCUUUGUCAAUGUCGAUGAGGUUGAAAUGGCCAAGGCACCCAAAACAAACAAGAAACAUCGCGAGUCGGAGAUCCCGGGUUUGGAGCUGGGUGAACCGGAAGAGGAUCUGUCGCCUGGCAGUUUCGCUCAAGAUGACAGGAUCACUCGUGACCCAAGCAACAACCUGUCUCGAGAGUCGAGUAAAGAGAAGCAUGUUAGUGUCAGUGACGGAAGUGACGUCGAUGGGAUCAAGGAGUCAGAGGGUAUGCCGUCAAACGAGGAGCAAGAGGCCCAUCGCCAAUUUGAGGAGAGGAGAAAGCGGCAUUACGAGAUGAAGGACAUCAAAAAUUUGCUUGGACACCCUGAAGAGCUCGAAAUGGAAGACGACGAUGAGACACCCGUUCCAGCUGCGAUUCCGAAAGAUCUACCCGAGCGAUCCAUCAAUGGUAGUCGCUGA
Cladophialophora carrionii CBS 160.54 is the source of this 834-nucleotide messenger RNA. RefSeq lists its product as uncharacterized. Gene Ontology annotation, molecular function: protein phosphatase inhibitor activity. Gene Ontology annotation, biological process: regulation of signal transduction. The record is from RefSeq and is a predicted model, not a curated record. The transcript has 2 exons. Lineage: Eukaryota; Fungi; Ascomycota; Eurotiomycetes; Chaetothyriales; Herpotrichiellaceae. The coding region runs from base 1 to 834 and encodes 277 amino acids.